Molecule: messenger RNA, 1113 nt
Organism: Arabis nemorensis
Lineage: Eukaryota; Viridiplantae; Streptophyta; Magnoliopsida; Brassicales; Brassicaceae
Source: the annotation of a GenBank genome assembly
AUGGCGAGAAGAUCCGGCUCGAUCCUCAAUCGCCUCUUGUCAAAUCCCAAUCCCUCUUCUCCAUUCACCUUACCGACCCGAUCCAUCACCUACAUGCCUCGACCCGGCGACGGAGCCCCACGAACCGUAACCCUGAUUCCCGGCGACGGAAUCGGACCAUUAGUUACCGGCGCCGUCGAACAGGUAAUGGAAGCGAUGCACGCACCUGUUCAUUUCGAGCGAUACGAGGUUCUUGGUCACAUGAGGAAAGUCCCUGAAGAAGUAAUCGAGUCUGUGAAAAGGAACAAGGUUUGUCUUAAAGGUGGAUUAGCUACUCCUGUUGGUGGUGGUGUCAGUUCUUUGAAUAUGCAAUUAAGGAAAGAACUUGAUAUCUUCGCUUCUCUUGUCAAUUGCAUCAAUGUCCCUGGAUUAGCUACACGACACGAGAAUGUCGACAUCGUUGUGAUUAGAGAAAACACUGAAGGUGAGUAUGCAGGUCUUGAACAUGAGGUUUUUCCUGGUGUUGUCGAAAGCCUUAAGGUGAUAACUAAGUUUUGUUCUGAGAGAAUUGCGAGAUAUGCAUUUGAGUAUGCGUAUUUGAACAAUAGGAAGAAAGUGACUGCUGUUCAUAAAGCCAAUAUUAUGAAGCUUGCGGAUGGGCUUUUCCUUGAAUCUUGCAGAGAGGUUGCGAAAAGCUAUCCCGGGAUUACGUAUAACGAGAUAAUCGUUGACAAUUGUUGUAUGCAGCUUGUUGCUAAGCCCGAGCAAUUCGAUGUCAUGGUGACGCCUAAUUUGUAUGGUAACCUUGUUGCAAACACCGCGGCUGGAAUAGCGGGUGGAACUGGAGUGAUGCCAGGAGGGAAUGUUGGUGCGGAACAUGCCAUCUUCGAGCAAGGAGCAUCAGCGGGGAAUGUGGGAAACGAUAAGAUAGUGGAACAGAAGAAAGCGAAUCCGGUGGCUUUACUUCUCUCAUCGGCUAUGAUGCUUAGACAUCUCCGUUUUCCUACUUUUGCUGAUCGGCUUGAAACCGCGGUGAAACAAGUGAUACAAGAAGGAAAAUUUCGAACGAAAGAUCUUGGAGGAGAUUGCACCACGCAAGAAGUUGUUGACGCGGUUAUAAAAGCUCUCGAGUAA